AAUCUGUGAUCAACAGCGGUUUUGUUUCCAUAAAAUAACAAAUCUAAAAACUAUUUUUUAGAGGAAGAAAGUCGGUGUCUGUCGCCUCUAACAACCAAUUCUCACACACGCAUCCCUCUCUGUCUCUUUCAUCUCCCCCAGAAUUCCUUCACCUAUCAAGCUUGUUGUUGGGUCGCAAGUUUAUAUCAUUUAUAUAUAAUAUCUCUUGUUGUCGAUAUCCAAUCCUUCUUCUCUUCUUCCUGUUGAUUUGUUGUUGUUGAGAGCUUUCUGUGAUUGUAAAGUUUGAAAAUUUAUCAUUAAUCUGAUUGAUCACGUUUGAUGGUUCUUUUGGGAGCUGGAUUGUUGUGAGAGCGAUUCCUGUUAAUGAAGAAGGAUGGGAUUGGAAUCGGUUGGGGUUUGGGUUCGUUGAAUUGGAGGAGGAGCUCGACGCCCAAUUCGACAAUCGGGUUGGCGGGUUGGUCCGAUCGGUAAUUGGUUGAUUGAAUCGUAUUUUUGUCGCUUUGUAUUUGUUGUGUGCGAAGAAGGUUAUUGUGGAAUCAAUGUUGGAGGCAUUGGGUGAGGUCAGUUUCUGGGUCGGUGCUUGAUUUUGGGACUUCUGGGUCUGUGCCAUGGAUGAGGUCGGCCGUGUCAAUGACACAAAAGAAUCGGGAGGCUGUGGUACCAAGGAAUUACCAUCGUCAUCGGCGGCGGUGGCUGGGGGCUUUGUUUGGAAGCCGAGUCAGCUCGUGUUUAGUCCUUAUGAAACUGUGAACAAGGCACGAACUUUGCGCGUUGUUGUCCGAAAACCUCUGGCGGCAAGACUAACCAAGGAAAUAGUUGAGACGUACCAAAUAUGCAAUCCUCAGUUUAAGUAUUCAGAGGAACUAAAUCCUAAGAGAUAUUUGACCAGCCCAUCCAUUGGAGUCCAAAAUGAUGGCUUUGAUAAUGUGAACUCGGAUCUUAUCCUGACUGUGAACUUUGUCUUGGUCAAUUCAGAAACACAGCGAAGAUAUAUUGUCAAAGAUGUUCUUGGCCACGGGACAUUUGGGCAGGUUGCUAAAUGCUGGGUUGCAGAGACUGACAGUUUUGUUGCUGUGAAGAUCAUAAAAAAUAAACCUGCUUACUAUCAGCAGGCAUGGGUUGAAGUAUCCAUAUUGACAACGUUGAAUAAGAAGUAUGAUCCUGAGGACAAGCAUCAUAUUGUUCGUAUUUUUGAUUCCUUUGUACAUCAACGUCAUUUGUGCAUCUGCUUUGAACUGCUCGAAACCAAUCUGUAUGAGCUUAUAAAAAUAAAUCACUUUAGGGGAUUAUCCUUGAGCAUUGUCCAAAUGUUCUCCAAACAGAUUUUAUGUGGACUGGCUCUGUUAAAGGAGGCUGGGAUAAUUCAUUGUGAUCUGAAGCCAGAAAACAUCCUUUUGUGCACAAGUGUGAAGCCAGCAGAAAUUAAAAUUAUUGACUUUGGAUCGGCAUGCAUGGAAGAUCACACCGUUUACUCCUACAUUCAGAGUCGUUACUACAGAUCUCCUGAAGUUCUUCUUGGGUAUCAAUAUACUACAACUAUCGAUAUGUGGUCGUUUGGCUGCAUUGUUGCUGAAUUGUUUCUAGGCUUGCCAUUAUUUCCAGGAGCUUCAGAAUUCGAUCUCCUUAAUCGAAUGAUUGAAAUACUUGGAGGUCAACCCCCUGAUUAUGUAUUAAAGGAGGCAAAAAACACAAGUAAGUUUUUUAAGCGCAUUGGAAGUGUCCACAAUAUAGAGAAUGGUGAAGUUUCGACAAAUGGCAGAAGUGCUUACAAAGUGUUAACAGAAGAAGAAUAUGAAGCUAGAGAGAAGAAAAAGCCAGUGAUUGGAAAAGAGUAUUUCAAACAUAUGAAUCUUGAAGCUAUUGUCAGAAACUACCCUUAUAGGAAGAACUUGCCUCAGGAAGAUAUUAUAAGAGAAGGGCAAAUACGACUAGCUUUGAUCGAUUUCUUGAGAGGACUUGUUGAGUUUGAUCCUGCAAAACGGUGGUCGCCUUUUCAGGCUUCAAAACACCCUUUUGUCACAGGGGAACCUUUCACAUCCCCAUACAAGCCUCCCCAAGAGACUCCCCGUCUGCCUGUAGCUCAAAAUAUCAUGGUGGACCACCACCCAGGUGGAGGACAUUGGUUUGCUGCUGGUCUCUCUCCUAAUAUUCCAGGAAGGAAUAGAGUUGCUCUUCAUAACAGCCCACACUUCCCGAUAGUGCCAUUUCAACAUGCCAACAGUUAUGGCAGUGUUGGAAGUUAUGGUAGCUAUAAUGAUAGUACAGGGCUUGGAAGCAGCUAUGGAAGCUAUGGAGACAGUAGUAAUGUGUUUGCAUAUUAUUCGCCUGUCGGUCCAUCUGGGAUGAACAUGCAUCCACAGGGCAAUGUCUCAAUGCUGGGAAGUAGUCCUGAUACGAGAAGAAGGGUUAUGCAAUACCCACAUGGAAGUGGACUUGGUAUAAGUCCAUCGGCUGGAAAUUUUACAUCACUGCCUCUUGGCAAUAGCCCCUCACAAUUUACUCCACCAAGUUCCUAUAGUCAAGUUUCUGCUGGCUCUCCUGGACAUUAUGGUCCAACCUCUCCAGCAAGAGGCAGUCAUGGAUCGCCUUUAGGAAAGAUGACUGCAGUUAGCCAGUUUAAUAGAAGAAAAAGUUGGGGAUAUUCCGGAAAUUCUCAAUCUCAAGAGAGCCUGUCAUGUUCUCAUUGGCAAGGGCAAUUUACCGAUGGCUCUAGUUCUUCACAAACUGAAGGAAAUUCUCAGGUACUUCAUGGUUCUCCAUCGCAUCUGCAAUCAGGUUCUAAUGCUGCAAGCUGGAAGCAGCAUCGUGGAGGCACCAGAAUCUCUGCUGGUUACUCUCCCUUUCAGAGCAUGCCGGGUUCCUCUACACUUGGUUCUAAUAUGCAAUUGGCACAAACUGCAGGAUCAGCUUCUGAAAAGCCUGAGGUUGGCCUCUCACCGCCUGAUCCUGGAGAUUGGGAUCCCAACUAUAGUGAUGAACUUCUUCUACAAGAGGACGGUUUGGAUAUAAGUGCCGUGACAACCAACUUCAGCAAAAAUGUGCAUCUUGGACCUGCAGAACCAUUGCUCGGGGAUGGAAGAUUCAACCAUGUCUCGAGUACAAUUUCAAAUUUCUCUGUACAGAGACAAAAUGGACCUGGUCAAGCAUUUUCACAUAUGGAGAUUGGUAGCCCUCCUUCAGCUCAUGAUCCACUUCACGGAUAUGUCCGCCCCAUGUCAAAUCCUUCCCACUUUGUGCCUAAUAUCUCACAAAAUUCUCCUAGUCGUUUGGGACAGCAACCUGUUCAGCGGUUCAGCUAUGGACGAGCACCCAGCAGUCGGGUUGGUGAUUCCAAUCAUGUGGUGGUUCAGCCCCCCUUCUCCAGCUUUAAUUCUGGGGGCGUGCGUUCUCCUGGAAAUAGCUCAUUCAGCAAUGGCAUGCCAUGGGGUCGUAGAGGCAAUCAUCCUAUCACAAACAUGCCACCGACAUCCCGUGGGAGGAAAGACUAUGGAAGGAUAGCCUAAUGUUGAAUCAGCUUAUUCUUUUUACGAUGAGAGAUCUGGCUUGUGAGAUAGGCAAGAAAGUCAUUCUCAAUAGUUAGCUGCCCAGUGGGCUGUUAGAAAAUCCUCAUCCAGAUCAUGCUCAUUCGUUGUGCUUGCAUAGAUAUAAUUUAUGAUUAUGGGUUAUUGUGUCUUCUUACUAAUCUAAGCAAUCAAUAUUCUUUUAGUCAUGAACUUUCAAGGCAUUUUUGAGCCUGUUUCUUGAGUGCCUGAUUUUUUUAAGUUUAAAUAUUGUACUAAUACUGUGAUUUUUUUUUCCUUUUUUUUUUUGUUCUCCCCUGUUUGAAGGAAUCUAACCUUAUUAUUGAAGUAUUUACAUUGCAGCUGCUGAAGAAGAAUUGCAACAGGUGUAAGUUGAUCUAGGAAUAGCCAGUGGGUCUCGUCGUUUUCUCUUUGUUUAGAGGGUGGAAUUGUAAAGAGACAUUUUGCUAAAAGAAGUUAUUUGUCGUAUUUAA
Molecule: messenger RNA, 3994 nt
Organism: Juglans regia (Persian walnut)
Lineage: Eukaryota; Viridiplantae; Streptophyta; Magnoliopsida; Fagales; Juglandaceae
Product: dual specificity protein kinase YAK1 homolog
Exons: 18
Coding region: 609-3503 (964 amino acids)
Biological process (GO): peptidyl-threonine phosphorylation; peptidyl-serine phosphorylation
Cellular component (GO): cytoplasm
Molecular function (GO): protein serine/threonine kinase activity; protein tyrosine kinase activity; ATP binding
Source: RefSeq, a predicted model, not a curated record